Notodromas monacha is the source of this 201-nucleotide messenger RNA. NCBI's taxonomy places the organism in Eukaryota, Metazoa, Arthropoda, Ostracoda, Podocopida, Cyprididae. The record is from the annotation of a GenBank genome assembly.
GUUUUGGGACCGUGGAUUGCCAAGCGACGGGCGCCGUCAAUUGCGCAAAAAUACGCUGAAAUCGGCGGUGGUUCGCCGAUUCUUCAGUGGACCGACAAGCAGGGAAAAUUGCUGUGCGAUAAGCUGGACAAAAUCUGUCCUGAAUCUGGGCCACACAAGCACUACGUGGGAUUCCGAUACACUCCUCCAUUGACGGAGCAU